GUCAUCCUUCACUCACUAUCCGAUUCCUUCAAAGCCCUCCGUACUAACCUAAACCAGACAUGCGCGCAAAGCCCGACCAGGAAUCCAUCCAGAAGCUGCACGCCAAACUCCUCGAAGCCUCCGCCGUCUACUCCAAGGACCACGAGACCCUCUCGUGGUUCGUCAUGCAGUCCGUCCACGACCCCCAGGACUUCUGCAUCGUCGAGCGCUACCUCCACGAGAGCUCGCAGAAGUACCACCUCGAGAACCCCUACUGGAAGACCUUUGACCCCUACGUGAUUCCUCUGCUGGAGAAGGAGAUGGACUUGCGCCGGUUCGAGGAGCUUGUCUAAAUGUCGGAAUUUUGUUGUGAGGAAUUUGCGUCAUGAUGUUAUAGUUACAGAGCAUAGAAAUCUUGGGUCGUUGAUCGAUCGGUAAAUUAUCCAAACGUCGCUCGCU
Messenger RNA from Aspergillus glaucus CBS 516.65, 438 nucleotides. Its product is annotated as putative quinol monooxygenase. The record is from RefSeq and is a predicted model, not a curated record. The transcript has a single exon. Bases 60 to 332 code for a protein of 90 amino acids. Lineage: Eukaryota; Fungi; Ascomycota; Eurotiomycetes; Eurotiales; Aspergillaceae.